Messenger RNA from Adineta ricciae, 765 nucleotides. The record is from the annotation of a GenBank genome assembly. NCBI's taxonomy places the organism in Eukaryota, Metazoa, Rotifera, Eurotatoria, Adinetida, Adinetidae.
AUGACGUUGGAAAGAUUGCCCGAUGAGUUAUUAAUUGAACUAUUCGAAUAUUUUGAUGCUCCAGAACUCUUUCAAAUAUUCUAUGGUCUUAAUAAUCGUUUUAAUACAAUCCUUUUCGAUAAAUGUCGAUCUUCUCACCUUAAUUUCCAUUCCAUGAUGAAAUAUGGCUACGCUAGUCAAUGCCAGUCGUAUCUAAGAACAAUCGUUGAUCAAAUCAUUUCAUUACGUCUAUUUGGUGAGAGCAAUGAAUAUCCAUCACAAAUGAACAUAUUCGCCUCUAUUGGUAUAUCACUGGAAGAAUUCACGCAUUUACGAUCCGUUUCGUUGUUAUAUGUUAAUAGCAGCGACGCGUUUAGUCUGGUACUUAGUUGUUAUGGAAUGCCACAUCUCACUCAUCUGAAAGUGUUUCAAUCUUCUCGACCCUCUGCGAUAGAUCAGAACUUUUCGAAUGCGGUUUGGGGUUUACCUAAAUUGGCACAUUUUCGCUUAAAGACAUCAGACAGAUUUUCCCUGCCGACUACUAUCUCAGUCACGCUGACGUAUGUUUCGAUUCUCUGUGAUGUCGGUGAUCUGACACUAAUCGAUGGUAUCAUUCGACAAACGCGAUCACUUCUAUAUCUUCAUAUACCUCUGAACAACUUAAAUGAAGAUCAUAAACAAACACUUCCAGUAUGGCCGUCAAUAUCUAUGUUAAACUUAUCCGAUGUUCGGUCAUUCGAUGUCAUGGAGAAAGUUUUGAAAUCAACACCUAACUUAACUCAAUAA